AUGUUUGGAUCAGCUACUGCUUCUUGUCAAGUAGAAGGAGCAUGGAACGAGGGUGGGAAAGCGGAAAGCAUAUGGGAUCAUUUAACACAUACCCAGCCCUGCGCCAUCAAAGAUUGUUCUAAUGGGGACAUCGCUGACGACUCCUACCAUUUGUACAAACGCGACGUGGAAAUGUUGCCAGAUAAGCGCUUUGGCCUGUACGAGGUGGACUUCGAGAGCCCUGAGCGCACGCGCACGCCGUGCAAGACCGCCUUCGUGUACAAGCAGAUCGUGCGCACGCGCGAGCUCGACUGGCACUACGAGCCCGACACCGACGUCAUGACCAUUGAUGAAGGACACUAA
Parnassius apollo (apollo) is the source of this 342-nucleotide messenger RNA. The record is from the annotation of a GenBank genome assembly. NCBI's taxonomy places the organism in Eukaryota, Metazoa, Arthropoda, Insecta, Lepidoptera, Papilionidae.